AUGAUAUCUUGGAGAAAACAUUCUCCACUUUUCCUGCCUCGAGUAUGCUCUUGCGGCGACAAUGGUGAGAUGAGGCUGAAAUAUUCUGAACUAAUUUCACAUCUUUUAGUGGCUGAACAACAUAAUGAAUUAUUAAUGAAAAAUUAUGAAAGCCGAUCUACUAGUAUUACCCCAUUCCUUGAAGUGAAUGAGGCAAAUUUUCACCAUUCUAGACGUGCAAGAGGUCGUGGCCCCAGACAUGGUCAUAGCAAUGGUCGAGGAAGAAAUUUUAGUCAUGAUUCUUGUCUUGCACCAAAUAAUACCCUUCACCACCAGCAGUAUAAAAAGAAGGAUGAAAAGCAUGAAGCUGUGCAAAAGAAAGAUUCAGAAAAUAAAUGCUAUCGAUGUGGAGAAAAGAGGCACUGGUCACGUACCUGUUGUACGCCAAAGCAUCUAGUUGAGCUUUAUCUAGCCUCCCUAAAAAAGGCAGAAAAGAAUGCCAAAGCAAAUUCUAUUUCUGAAGCUAAUGUUGAGCUCAUGCAUCUAGAUGUGGUAGAUUUCUUUGAACUCCCUGAACGAAAAAUAGAUCAUCUGAUCGGUGAUGGAUCUGUAAUAAUUUAG
This is a messenger RNA of Lycium ferocissimum, 600 nucleotides long. RefSeq lists its product as uncharacterized. The transcript has a single exon. Lineage: Eukaryota; Viridiplantae; Streptophyta; Magnoliopsida; Solanales; Solanaceae. The record is from RefSeq and is a predicted model, not a curated record. Bases 1 to 600 code for a protein of 199 amino acids. Gene Ontology annotation, molecular function: zinc ion binding; nucleic acid binding.